ACGCCUCUAUUCAAGCCUUGUAUAUAUCAUCUCUCCCGGUUCGCAUGCGCCACGCCUCCUUGCCUUUGUAGACCUUCCAGAAUAAGCCACUGUCAUGUUGCAAGUUUGACUUCCUGACUUGCAUUUAAUCUAGCUCUUACUUUCAUGUCUUCCCUGGGCCCAUCGCAACAUGUCCUUCACCUACCAACUCCAGAAAAUCAAUCAAUCAUUCGACCAGAUUGCGGCUUGGUAUCAAGAAUUUAUGCGCAGAACCGAGUUGUGUUUUCGGAAACUGCAUGAGCGCAUCCUACUACUUGAGCAGAGGCCCCCCAUACAAGCACCCACAGACGAGCAACUUGAACGUGUGUUACGCAACAUCUUGGCUGAGAGGUUUUCGGAUCCGGUCAUGCAUCAUAUGAAGAAAGACGACGUCGCGCGAGACGAGGGCUGGUUUGUCAAAGACCCUUAUCCGAAGUCUAUCAAGAUGAACGUUGCAUCCCUUCUCGUACCUCCAGAGUCAGUUCCAUCACAGACAUAUACAGACACAUUUCGAAUGCUAGAAGAUGGGCUUGAUGGCUUUCCUGGCGAGGAUUUGCUUUCAGAAGAAAACGAAGACCGUAGGGCGUACUGUCCUAAAAAAGACGGACGUUUUUCCCGCAGUGUCUAGGUGUAUACCAGUCGUCUCGGAGUCAUUCCAGUCUGCUCGAAGCCGCCAGUCUCCCACCUCCACUCUUCGAUCCGUACCGCCGGUUCAAUCCUAUCCGCACUCGCUUACGAUCACCCACACGCGAUCAUGUUCUACGUUGCCUAUUUACUACAGAUAACGAACAACGCUGCCAGCACGACGCCACCAAGGUCAAACCACCGUUCCAAACAAUAUCAAACGCUCACGCCAAACAACUUCGAAGCUACCAGCUUAUACAACACUUCUGCGACAUAUGAGUGCUGAGCAGUUGGUCACAAAAAGGGAAACGCUGGCCGUACAAUCACCCAUAUCGCUACUGAUGCGACAAUCUCAUUAUAACAUACAUAUUGCUCUACUAUCGACUACCUACUGUAGAAAUACAAUACAUGCAUCAUGCUAA
This is a messenger RNA of Pyrenophora tritici-repentis Pt-1C-BFP, 1064 nucleotides long. RefSeq lists its product as uncharacterized. The record is from RefSeq and is a predicted model, not a curated record. Lineage: Eukaryota; Fungi; Ascomycota; Dothideomycetes; Pleosporales; Pleosporaceae.